AUGGACUUCUCCACUGGCGGAAUUCUCGACCAAAAAGACCCAAAGGAGCAUGAAGUUCCAGCGCCAACCGAGCAAGAUGAGAUGCUUCGAGAUGGGUCUUCGAAUGACGAGAAAGCGGAGGGACCAUGGCGUGGAGUCAUGACUGGGCACUAUGUCGAAGUUUUCCUCGCCGCUGCAAUAGUCAUUAUCCCUAUGCUGGUGCUCAGCAUUAUCCUCAUAAGCCUCGUUUACACACACCUAAUGCCUGAUCAAUCGUCCACUUACUCCAUGGGCAACGCCACGGAAAUCCCACUAGGGGCGGCCUACUAUGUCAAUUACUCAGCGACCAGACUAGUAUUCGUUUCUUCGGUAUCUUCCACGCUUGCCACAGUGCUUAUUAGUGCAGCUAUGUUAUUGUUUUCGUAUCCUUUAGCAUACUAUUUAGCAAGAAGAUCAGACGCAGAUGACUCGGCGAACCUACCAUCGCCGUACCAGUUGGCACUAUUGAUCAAAAGUCUGGAUGCGAAAUGGACGGGAUUGUGGUCUACAGCACUGUAUAUUUUUGACAAGAAGGGAAAGAAGGUCCCACUGGUGCCAGACUUACGGAAGGCUAUCGCAAUGAUGGGAGGUCUAUUUAUCUUAGCCAUUUUGAUUAUUCUUGCAGAUGUCUGGCUUCAUGUGUCCACGAACUCAGUAGAAUACGUUCGAGAGAUGCCCGAUUACGUUGAUCCAUCAUUUGCGCCAGGACGAGGACUGCCAGAUCAGUGCCUCGAUAUGGAUGGCGCUCCAGACGAUGGAAUUGACUGCACUUCAAAUAUUCCAGGGGGACUCAAGAAUCAAUCAGAAUAUAUCAGGACUGCUGGCAAUCUCUCUAGCUCAAAUAGACUUUACGUGAGUGAGGGUCAGACAAUCCUUGGUCCUGCAAAUGCUCCAGUCGGCUUUGAUUUCGAGGCUACCAGCUUCGCGUCCCGGACAGUUUGUAGGAUGGUGACUUCGCUGUGCGGAGCUGGGCACAUGGACACAACCGACGACGGAAAUGAUGCGAAUUUGCCGUACAAUUGCAGUGCCACCGUUGCAGGACUGAACAUGAUCGGCAACAUGAGCGACGUUUCAGAUACUGAGUCAAAUGAUAACACAACCGACUGGGUAUAUCCACCCGACUUUUCAAAUUUGGCUUCCUCAACAAGGCUUCUGGGCUUUCAAUAUUUCAACGAUGCCGCCAAAACUCAGCAGACUGGUGACGAGCUGCAUCUCAAUCAGUAUACGCCCCAUCUGUAUUUCGGUCUUCUUUUUCAACUUGAGGCAAGUUGGGCGGCAGAGGGCCAGAUCCGAUCCACCACAGACCCCGAAUAUAAUUCGCAAUACGAGAAACAACCUGAAAGCGCUCCUUGGUUCGCUAAAUUUGCCGCGAUGGACCUGAGAGCCAGCGAGGCUGGAGGCCCAAAUGGACUCAUGUCCUGCGAGACCGAGCUCUCAGACUUGAAUAAUACAGUCCAAAUUCUCCAUUCUUCCCUCAUGAACUCUUCGGCUCCUCAGGCAUUUAUCACAGCUAUGACCUCGUCUCAACUGCACGGGUUUGAGAAUCUACACCACUCUAUCGAACAAAUCGUCGCCAACAUCAACACCACCGAGCUCUUCCCUCAGCCUAAUGUCAUAAUGGGUGCUUCCCUGAGAAACCACAGCCUUGGAGUCCAGCUUGCCAGUGGCUUUGCAGCCGCUUACGAUCGCACACUGCUCUCGCUCCCUACGGGGUUAUUACUGCAGCGUCCAGCGCUCAGUGUCACGAGGCGCGAGGUCACCCUUGUGACGAGGGUGCCCAAGGCGCCGUUCUUUGCGGUCGUACUUCUAGACCUCUUAUAUGCCAUUUUGGGGAUUGCGCUCACAGUGAUGGCAUUGUUAGUGCUCGGACUUGGGCAAUUCAAGCAGAUGGGAGUCAGGGAUGUGCAGGCGAGACUGACUUUGGAGGGGGUUCUUGCGGAAGGAUUCGAGAGCUCAAAAGGAGGUGAGAGUGCAAAAGAUGUGGAGGGGCUAUUUGCAGAACGAAGGGGAGAGAGUGUCGGGAUAAGAAGAAUAGGGUUGGGGAAAAGGGAGGCGAAUACGGUCAGACCUCAGAACUUCGUUGCGUCCAUCGUCAAGCUCCAAUGCAGUGAAAGUCGCGGUCGGCGUGAUGUAAAGAGAGAGGACUCACGAUCCAACUUUGAUAAGUCUCGUCAAUCAAAUUUGAUUGACUGGACGCUAGUCAAUGCUUUAGCCGCGUUGGGAAUAGCGCACAGUACAAGACCUGCGUCAUUUCAAUCUUUUCCACCUGGUGACCGUGACUUACUCUCCAAAUAUCGAUGGCCGUGCAAGACUCUGGAGACAGGAUUAGUUGUUCUAGGCGGAGGAAGAAUGCCCAAGCGAGGCGGCCGCGGAGGCAAAAGUGCACCCACCCAGGAUGAGGACUCCAGCUAUGUAGUGUUCGGAGAUGCCAAAAGCGCAAAGAAGAAAGAGAGGCAAGAUAACGAUGCAAAGGACGCAUCAAGGGAAGGGCAAAACAAUGCUGCGGCGCCACCUAAGUCCGAUACCCGGGCUUUGAUAGGGGAGCGUCAUGGACGGGCAAACUACCCGUGA
This is a messenger RNA of Bacidia gigantensis, 2589 nucleotides long. RefSeq lists its product as uncharacterized. The transcript has 5 exons. The record is from RefSeq and is a predicted model, not a curated record. The coding region runs from base 1 to 2589 and encodes 862 amino acids. NCBI's taxonomy places the organism in Eukaryota, Fungi, Ascomycota, Lecanoromycetes, Lecanorales, Ramalinaceae.